This is a messenger RNA of Onychostoma macrolepis, 1540 nucleotides long. RefSeq names its product alkB homolog 6 (gene alkbh6). The record is from RefSeq and is a predicted model, not a curated record. Lineage: Eukaryota; Metazoa; Chordata; Actinopteri; Cypriniformes; Cyprinidae. Bases 501 to 1214 code for a protein of 237 amino acids. The transcript has 6 exons.
UAGAACAACAAACGCAGGUAUUUAAGAUCCUUUUACGACUUCACUUACAAGCAAGCAUCUAAUAUUAUAAAUAAAUGUAUUUGAUUUGGUAAAUAAAUAUUUUUUGUCUUCGGUUUUUGGAGGCGUUCGUGGACUCCCUGCACAUCAUGGUCUGCUGUUGAUCCAAAUUAUGCUACAUGCGUACAUUCAAUGAUUCAUUUCAAUGGGCACAGCGCCCUCUGUAAAUGUGCACUUCCGCUCCAAACCUGAAGACGGCGACGUUGAGUCACGUGUCACUAGAGUACACGAGGAAACCACUUCGUACGAAACACAUCGAUGAACAAUCCUGCUCGUUCAGCAACAGUUCAGUGAUUUAAAACUUAGAUGUUACUGUAAAUAUUAAUGAAGUACUUUUUAAAUUAAGUGUUAGACAUAGAAUGCUUGCUUUAGAGACUCGCGAGUGUCAUGACAGUCAGUUUCUUGCAUUGCCAAUAAAUCUGUGAUGGUUAAAUACUCACAUAAUGACAACGAUGGCAAAUCCAUGUAACAUUUCUGCUGACCUGGAAAAGCACAUUGUGAAGGAGGCUCCUCCGACUAUUUAUUAUGUUCCAAAUUUUAUAACGGAGGCUGAGGAGGAGCAUCUGUUGCAGCAGGUAUACAGAGCUCCCAAGCCCAAGUGGACACAGUUGUCAGGGAGGAGGCUACAGAACUGGGGUGGACUGCCAAAUCCCAAAGGAAUGCUAGCUGAGAAACUACCUGAUUGGCUUCUAAAGUACACUGAGAAAAUAUCAGCUUUUGGAGCUUUUGCUGGAAAGACAGCUAAUCAUGUGCUUGUAAAUGAAUACAAGCCUGGGGAGGGAAUUAUGCCUCAUGUGGAUGGACCACUGUAUCACCCCACAGUAACAACUAUUAGUCUGGGUUCUCAUACACUUCUGGAUUUCUACAAGCCUGUUUGUCAGACUCAGUCUGAAAUUCCUCAAACAGAAGAAAGACGCUACAUGCUAUCACUGUUGGUACAACGAAGAAGUCUACUGAUUCUCCAGGACGACAUGUACAAGCUUUAUCUGCACGGUAUUCAGGGAGUUUAUGAGGAUAUUUUGUCAGAGCAUGUGAUGAAUCUCUCAUCAACAGGGGCUCAGGUGGGGGACACGCUUCCCCGUAGCACCAGAGUCUCUCUUACCAUUCGCCACGUCCCCAAAGUCAUCCGGGCCAAUUUGUUGCUUGGCAAGAAGUAACAUAUUCAGAGACUUGCCUGAACUUUGAACCAGACAAACAGGUCAUACAUGUUUACACCCUCUAAGCAAAGUGUGAAAAUGCAAUACAAUACAUAACUGUCUACAAUAUAUUAUUGUACACGCAGAGCAUUAGUGUCUGUAAGGAUAUCUUACUAUAGAUACCUUACUGGGUGGCAUGUAUGCGACAGUCUUUGAAAUAUUUGUCCUCUUUAAGAUAAAGGUCUGCAGGGUUGUCUAAUCUUGUACAAACAAAUCUACAUUGACCAUUUUAGCGAAAAGAUAAUAAAUGGGUGUUUUGCAUGAAUAAAUUGCUGUAUUUAUGCACU